This is a messenger RNA of Coniophora puteana RWD-64-598 SS2, 294 nucleotides long. RefSeq lists its product as uncharacterized. The transcript is spliced from 3 exons. The record is from RefSeq and is a predicted model, not a curated record. Bases 1 to 294 code for a protein of 97 amino acids. Lineage: Eukaryota; Fungi; Basidiomycota; Agaricomycetes; Boletales; Coniophoraceae.
AUGGAGUACGGGAAGCUUACUCCCAUCAUGCCCUUCUACGAAUCGUUCGAGGGUCUCAGCGGCAAUAUCUUCGAUAUCCGCCUCAAGUCGUACUUACCUGAAGACUAUUCAGUGGGCAAAGGCGAUACAUUCCACGUCCACGGUGGCAUACGGACGAUGGAGUUCAAGGUUAUCGAGACCUUACUCCCAUCAUGCCGUUCUACGAAUCGUUCGAGGGUCUCAGCGGCAAUAUCUUCGAUAUCCGCCUCAAGUCGUACUUACUUGAAGGUCUGCCCUCACCCAUGGGGUUCUUAA